AGCCCUGCUCGAAACCUAUUGCAAAUAUUUGACCUAAAAUCCCCAAAAAGCAAUUUCCUGCUGGACAGCCAAAGCCUUGACCAAACAUUGGUUACCAAUCUGCAUUAACAACACACAAGGUAUUUUGAACUCUACUUCCCUAAACAUAAAGACCUAAAUCCAGGUUAUUGUGUCAGAGAACCCGUCAGUCAUAGUUUCCUGCGUUUUGUUAAAUAUACCAUGAUCGUGUCAAGGCUGAUUAUGAUAGCUUUAAUGGUAUUGCAUUAUGACUCAGUGUAUAUUAGUUUUAAUUAGAGUGGCAACACUAAACUAAUGCAGGUUACCUAAUACCUAACCGUGCUAAAGAAUGUAAAACCGUGUGAUUCAAGCAAGUUCACAAGGGGUCUUCUAAUUUCUCUACAAUGCAUAAAAUACUAAUCAAAUUCAUCUGUAACGCUUAAAAUAAUUUAUUUAAAACACAGAUCAUCGGUCAUCUAACCACCAACAACCAGAUAUAAUUUUGCUCUGCAAGAGAAACUUCCACAUGAAACUUUCUUAGAAUCUCUUACAAAAGAUUGCAAAGUCACACUAUCAAUAUUAUGAUUCUUAACAUACAAAGGCCCAUAGAUGAAUUUAUCUUACGAGGAUAAACUCUAACUCAAUUCCAAUCAAAUAAGAUGUCAGUGCAUAAUAAGUGAUCCAUUAGAUCUGAUUCUUCAUAAUGAUUCACGCUUUCACACGUGAUAACAUUACCAUAUGAAAAUAGCUUAGCGUCAUAUAACUAGUUCCUAUCAUUAAUUACAGGAAGACUUUCUCAGUUUCUCAGUACAUCGUAACCGCGGGCUUCUAAUGAGAACCUAAUAAGUGACGGACAACUUUCAUUCUUCAAUAGUUCCUGGGGUUUACGGAAAAUACAAGUUUUUAUAAAGAAAAAUAGCAGUAGCGUUUUCAGGAAGUAUUAUAGUGCUUUCAGUCGUUGACUCACAUAUUGGACUUAAAAAGUAAUUAUACUUUGCUCGACUUCCAGUAAAAAAAAACAAAACUUCAAAACAAUGUUACAACAUAAAAAUCGCUUCAUAUUUCCAACAGAUACCUGUUUUUGGGAAACAAACAAAAUAGUCUUAGACUCGAGAUAAAUCAAAUCACUCAAGUUGAUUCUAAAGCAUGGGAAGUUGAAAUGAGGAUUAUUAAGGAGCUUCGGUUGCUAAAAUGAGUAUUCGUAUUACCACAACCCCGAGACAAGGUAUUCCUGUGUCGGGGCGUGGUUAGCGUCGGCGGCGACGCGUCGAUAUGCCCAAACCGGGCACACUCCCCCUCGCGCUCCCGAACCCGCAAUAGUCGCGACCCGCACUCCUCCCAGAGUGCCCGCCACGCUAACAUUAUACAACAGCUAUCAUUUUGUGAUACUUCAUAAUGUUCCUUCUAUAAUUCCAAUCACACAACUCAUUUUUGGCAAACUUUAAAGAAUUUCAGCCAACGCGUCCAAAACUUUCGUAACACGGACUAUGACAAAAUAGUUAGUUUUCCGGAAAUGUGUUUUAGUUAACGAAUGAUAAAUCUUAUGCUGCAUUUAUUUUCAUUUUGCUACCAUAACAGUCUCAUUCUGUUCGUAAUUUAGUGCAGUGCUAACGUUAAUAGACAGAGUUGUACAUUAUGCCAAGUUGUUCUGUACUUAUCUGUGGAAAUCGAAGCAAUGUUAUAAACUUUAAGUCUAGUGGUGUCACUUAUCAUCGUUACCCAAAAAAUCCUAAGUUAAAAGAGAGAUGGAUAGCGGCGACUGGUCGCGGAGAUGAUUGGUUUCCAACUCACCACAGCUCGAUAUGCAGCACCCAUUUCGAAGAGAAGGACUUCCAACCAGCAGCCAAGAGCCGAAGACUUUUUGCCACUGCUGUACCUACUUUAAAGUUAAGAUUAGUGUUUGACACUUUGUCAACAAAGACCCAAGAAAAAAUAUCAACAAAGAAACCGAUUAUAAAACACAAUAACAGAAAGACGAUUGUAGAGCAAUGUAACGACAAAAUAGAAAAGUAUAGAAAUGCAAUGAAGGCACAGAGGUUGCAAAUAAAAAGGUUGCAAACCAUGGUGCGUCGGUAUCGGAAGAAAGUUAGCUCAAUGAAGAAUAUACUCACCGCAUUGAAGAAUGAGAAUAUCAUUGGGGAAGAUCACCUGUGGUUGUUGGAAAGUGAUAAUCUUAACAAGUGAAUAAACUUUAUAAUAUAA
Molecule: messenger RNA, 2199 nt
Organism: Trichoplusia ni (cabbage looper)
Lineage: Eukaryota; Metazoa; Arthropoda; Insecta; Lepidoptera; Noctuidae
Product: THAP domain-containing protein 2-like
Exons: 3
Coding region: 1633-2181 (182 amino acids)
Source: RefSeq, a predicted model, not a curated record